Hypomesus transpacificus is the source of this 975-nucleotide messenger RNA. Its product is annotated as ER lumen protein-retaining receptor 2-like. Gene Ontology annotation, molecular function: ER lumen protein retrieval receptor activity. The record is from RefSeq and is a predicted model, not a curated record. The transcript is spliced from 5 exons. NCBI's taxonomy places the organism in Eukaryota, Metazoa, Chordata, Actinopteri, Osmeriformes, Osmeridae. The coding region runs from base 1 to 639 and encodes 212 amino acids. Gene Ontology annotation, cellular component: membrane; cis-Golgi network; endoplasmic reticulum. Gene Ontology annotation, biological process: endoplasmic reticulum to Golgi vesicle-mediated transport; protein retention in ER lumen.
AUGAACAUCUUCAGAUUAACUGGAGACCUCUCCCACCUGGCGGCUAUUAUUAUUUUACUGCUCAAAAUAUGGAAAACCAGGUCUUGUGCAGGCAUUUCUGGGAAGAGCCAAAUCUUGUUUGCCGUGGUUUUCACCAGUCGCUAUCUGGACCUGCUCUCAUCUUUCAUCUCCCUCUACAACACUACCAUGAAAGUGAUCUACAUAGGGUGUGCCUAUGCCACUGUUUACCUCAUCUACAUGAAGUUCAAGGCCACCUAUGAUGGUAACCAUGAUACGUUCAGGAUGGAGUUCCUUAUUGUUCCUGUAGGGGGGCUGGCUUUCCUGGUCAACCAUGACUUCUCUCCUUUAGAGAUCUUGUGGACGUUCUCCAUCUACCUGGAGUCGGUGGCCAUCUUGCCCCAGCUCUUCAUGAUCAGUAAGACUGGUGAGGCGGAGACCAUCACCACCCACUACCUGUUCUUUCUGGGCAUGUAUCGAGCCCUCUACCUCUUCAACUGGAUCUGGCGUUUCUACUUUGAGGGCUUCUUUGACAUGAUUGCCAUUGUGGCAGGUGUGGUCCAGACCAUCCUGUACUGUGACUUCUUCUAUCUCUACGUUACCAAAGUGCUGAAAGGAAAGAAGCUGAGCCUUCCAGCAUAAGAACUAGACAGGGAGACCCGCAUCUUCAAGCAGACUCAGGGCAUGUGGAAAAAACAUCCUGAAAUCCCUCCAAGCCAGCAGAAGAUGUAUGAGACAGAGCCAAUGGGAGGCAUAAUACUAGUCUCUUCGUCAUGAGUAUAACUGAACUGGUAAACACCAACAAGUUCCAGAACUGAACAUCGUAUGAACACGGGUUCUUGAUCAGCCUUUGGGUUCCUGUUUUUAGCAUCUUGCCUUACCUUUUUUCUACUUGUGAGAUGUGUUUUUUAUUAAAUAAGGUUGACUCAAUGCAAAGUUCCUUGUUGAACUUGGUAAUAAAAAGCACAAUGCUAAGUC